Molecule: messenger RNA, 300 nt
Organism: Phyllostomus hastatus (greater spear-nosed bat)
Lineage: Eukaryota; Metazoa; Chordata; Mammalia; Chiroptera; Phyllostomidae
Product: cytochrome c oxidase subunit 6B1-like
Exons: 1
Coding region: 1-261 (86 amino acids)
Cellular component (GO): mitochondrial inner membrane; respiratory chain complex IV; mitochondrion
Source: RefSeq, a predicted model, not a curated record
AUGGCAGAAGACAUCAAGAACAAAAUCAAGAACUACAAGACUGCCCCUUUUGACAGCCAUUUCCCCAAGCAGAACCAGACCAGGCACUGUUGGCAGAACUACCUAGAAUUUCACCGCUGUGAGAAGGCAAUGGCUGCUAAAGGGGGUGAUAUAGCUGUGUGCGAAGGGUACCAGUGUGUAUAUAAGUCCCUUUGCCCCGUAUCCUGGGUGUCAGCCUGGCAUGACCGCCGGGCAGAAGGCACAUUUCCUGGGAAGAUCUGAACUGGCUGCUCCCUGCCUGUCCUCUGUCUUCCAUCCUUC